This is a messenger RNA of Setaria italica (foxtail millet), 3730 nucleotides long. RefSeq names its product transcriptional activator DEMETER. The coding region runs from base 204 to 3386 and encodes 1060 amino acids. The record is from RefSeq and is a predicted model, not a curated record. The transcript is spliced from 17 exons. Lineage: Eukaryota; Viridiplantae; Streptophyta; Magnoliopsida; Poales; Poaceae. Gene Ontology annotation, molecular function: DNA demethylase activity; DNA N-glycosylase activity. Gene Ontology annotation, biological process: DNA repair.
CCUCGCAACGGACGGGGCAGUUAGAGGAAAAAAACAGAGGCCUCUUUACUCCGUCCGGGCAUCCGAGCAGGAUUAACGCCAGGGCCGGAGUGGGGACGGUGGAGUAGCCCCCGCAAGUCCGCUUUCCUCGUCCUCCUCGGCUUCGUCUCCCGUGCCCGGCGGCCGCGGCAGGGGUUGCUGCCCCCGCCAAGGCUCUGCUUGCCAUGGCGGCAGUGGCAGAGGCAGAGGCAGAUCUUGGGCCUCAGUUGGGGAGGUCGCCGGCGACCCCCGACAUUGUCCGCAAGCCGGCUCAGGCAUCCUGGACCUCCGGCGCGGAUGGCUCGUGCUGCACUGCUCUGUUCACCAGCGCAGCGACGGCGCUGGCUGCUGGCCCCGGAAAAGCGGAGAGUGACGGCUUCACCUCAGUGCCGUCGCCCGUCCAGGAACAGUCUCAGUCCGUGCCGAAGGAUUUGGGCGAAGUGGACUGUGCUCAGGUGAGCACGCAGGAGUCCAGCACCUUGCCUCCACUGGUGGGCAAGUUCUCUGACAAGAUCGCACAGCAAGAGCAGCAGCAGCAGCAGGAAGAAGGUGUUGCCAGUGGCAGUGAUGCUGGUGGUGCGGCUCCUGUUCCUACUCCGGAGAAAGUGGAGCCUACACCUCGAAGGCGGUGGAAGAAGUCGACCAAGGGGGUUCUCCGGUUCAAGGUGGUGAAAGAUAAAGUGGUGAAGCCGAAGGUGACCCCUAAGACGGCCACACCCCGUAAAGUGAAGAAGGAUAAGAAGCAGCAAAUGCCGGAGGAUGGUAGCCAUAGUGCUGGUGCUGCCAGCUCUAAUAGCGCAAGGCGCAAGUUGGAUUUGGAUUCAUCCCAAAGUAAAACCUGCUUCAGCAGAGCUGAGUUGAUGAAUAAUUUGAAGUGCCUUGCCAAGAGUCAUGCUUUAAAUGCUGAACCGACACGGCGCAAGAGGAGCAAGAGAGGGAGGAAGAGGAAGCAGAUGAUUUUGGCUCACCAAGGAACUCUAACUGGUGCAUCAUCCUCUGCACUUGUUCCUCUUUGGGGUUCAGCACAACUUGAUAUUGCACGCUAUGGAAAUCAUGGGAAGAGAUUGUGGAAUAAGGUGUUGGGCCUUACUGAGGAGACAUUGCGGGUGUGUGAUGUUCUGGCGAAGUGGGAUGGGAGCGACAGUGAGAGUUUUGAAGGGUUUGAUAUUGGCAGCGGACCUGAAUGGGAUCAAACACGGCAUGUGUUUGAACGAUUAGUGGAUAUAUUCAUUGCUGCAAUGUUGGAUCUACUGGGACCCAGAAAAUUCUCUCCGUGGGGAGGAUCCUUAAUUGAUUCUGUGGUUGGUACUUUCCUUACACAAAAUGUUGCUGAUAAUUUAUCAAGCCAUGCUUUUAUGAACCUAGCAGCAAAGUUUCCUCCAAGGAAGAGAUGCCAUAAAGCUGAAGAUUGUUCAAAUACGGCUCCGUUAGUAGAUGGUGUUGAUGAAAACUUGAACCCAAAUGAAGCAUAUGAUACUUUUGAUUCAGUGGAUUCAGAUUUUGGUGAAUACAUUGAUUCUGAAGAAGAAGAUGGCCAUGAUACAGAGGCUAAAGGGCAUUAUGGUGAAGAAUACAAUAGACUUAUAGAGAAUUUUAUUGAUAAUCUAAAAGAGAAUGGUAUUUCUACUUGGGACAGUGACCUUAUGAACUUAGUGAAGGAUAAAUCUGGAAAUCCAAUAUGCACUGAAAGAACCUUAAGAAAGUUUGUAGCUUCACUACGACCAGUCCCAUCAUCUAUCUGGAAAGAGUUACGGGAGGAAGCAUAUCGAAAAGGAUACAGUGACACAAGUCGAACAAGUGAUGCUGUAGAUUGGGAAUCGGUACUACACGCACCGAUUGCUGAGGUCGCAAAAUGCAUUGAACUCAGAGGACAACAUUACAUUUUGGCAUUGCGGAUACAGGUUUUCCUCAUGAAUGUAAAGAAAGCUCAGGAUGGAAGCUUCGACCUGGAUUGGCUUAGAUACAUAUCACGUGAAAAAGCCAAAAAUUUUCUUCUCAGUAUACAUGGGAUUGGUGUGAAAAGUGCUGACUGCAUUCGUCUUUUGUCGUUGAGGCAUAAAGCAUUCCCAGUUGAUGUCAAUGUAGCUCGCAUAGUCACAAGACUAGGAUGGGUCAAACUUCAACCCAUAAAUGGUGCUGAGUUCCAUUUAAUUAACUCAUAUCCAAUCAUGCGUGAUGUUCAAAGGUAUUUAUGGCCUCGGUUGUGCACCAUUGAUAAGGAAAAACUGUAUGAACUGCACUGUCUUAUGAUAACUUUUGGAAAGGUAAUGUGCACAAAGAUAAAUCCGAACUGCAGUGCCUGCCCUUUCAGUGCACAAUGCAAAUAUUCUAAUAGUUCACUUGCCAGAAAGUCACUUCCUCCUCCAGAGAAGCAUGAACAUGAACACGGAGAACAGCAAUCAAGCAUGGUUGCUUCUGGGAGAUUUCUUUUAUCAAAUGAUAGUUGCAUGCCAAGUGCUCAACAUAUGUAUCAACAUCAAAUUGAAAUAAGCAGGACUGCAGAAACACCACCCAUCCAUAACUGUGAGCCAAUUGUUGAGAUGCCACAAAGUCCAGAAUACGAAUAUGAAGCACCCAAUGAGCAAGAAGAUUUCUACGAAGAUCAUAUAUGUGAUCUUGAAGAUAUCAUACCAGGAGUACAGUAUGAUGGUGAGAUAGAUCUUUGUUCAAGUAAGCAUGUGCUGAACAGCAGAUCUUGGACACCAAAGUGUGGAAAGGACUUAGUCGUGAUGAAUCCAAAAUCCAGCUUUGGCCCAAAUAAAAAGCUGAAAAAUGUUGGCCGUCUUAGGACGGAACACAAUGCAUAUGUCCUCCCAGAUGAUCAUGUAAUCUUGGAAGAGUUCGAAGAGAGAGUUCCAGAAGAUCUAUGUCCUUACCUCCUGGUGAUUAUUUCGUGUCCUAAUGACUACACAGUGGAAGGCACUGUUCUGAUACCCUGUCGGACAGCAAAUCGAGGGAAGUUUCCACUGAAUGGUACCUACUUCCAAGCAAAUGAGGUUUUUGCAGAUCACUCAUCUAGUCGUCACCCAAUAACUAUACCUAGGGAAUGCAUUGGGAUGCUGGAUAGAAGCAUAGUAUACUUCGGUUCAUCUAUACACUCAAUCGCAAGAGGUCAAACAAGGCAUGAUAUCGAAGAGUGCUUCAAGAAAGGAUAUGUCUGUGUACGAGGAUUUCAUCGGAGGACAAGAACACCAAUGCGCCUAUGCAGCACGCUGCAUGCCAACACCAUAAAGAAAGAAGCUAUAAAGAAAGAAGCCAUGAAGAAAGAAGGUGGCGAGACGCCUACGAAGAGGGCCAGGACGUCACCCGAGGGGAAGAGCAAGGAGAAGAAAGCAUCCUCCGCGAACCAGGUCCCGAUGGCUGCUUGAUAUAGCUGUGUACAAAUUGUAGCUGGGAACAAUGCCAAGCUAGCUCUGUAAACCCUGUAUUAGGAAGAUAAUAGUUGUUACUAGAUGUUAGUUAUGAUGCCUAGAGUAGGAGCGAAUAAAUGGUGGUGGUCUCUCUUGAGUGGCGGUUACUUUAUUUCUACUCUUUAUUUCCUGUACAGCUGAGACUCUGCUUACCUUCAUGUUACUGCUAGAUUAUUAGUCUUUGGAAGUACCGAGUCUGAAAGAUCUGAAGACGGAACAUGUAAGGCCUGUUUAGAAAUGUGGUUUUCGGUUCAAAAAUUUCUACGAUUGAGUAUAAAGUUGAACUAAUUAAACCCUGAAAA